Molecule: messenger RNA, 1896 nt
Organism: Salvia splendens (bonfire salvia)
Lineage: Eukaryota; Viridiplantae; Streptophyta; Magnoliopsida; Lamiales; Lamiaceae
Product: protein CANDIDATE G-PROTEIN COUPLED RECEPTOR 7
Exons: 2
Coding region: 114-1427 (437 amino acids)
Biological process (GO): transport
Cellular component (GO): membrane; Golgi apparatus
Source: RefSeq, a predicted model, not a curated record
CGAGAGGAAUAAACGCUAAAUAAACCCCAACCAACAAAUCUCCAACCAUUUCCUUUCCAUUCUAGUGUUAACUCCACUCGACCCGAGAGACUGAGAUCCGACCCGACUCAGAAAUGUCUCUCCUUCUCCUUCUCUUUACCCUCCUCGCCUCCGCCUCCCUCUCCGUCGCCGAGAUCCGCUCCACCCAGAUCCGAUCCGACGCCCGCCCCUUAAUCCUCCUCGACGAGUUCGGCUUCACCCACCGCGGCCAGCUCGAGCUCAACGUCUCCCACCUCUCCCUCUCCGGAUCCACCCCCGACCCGCCGGAGCUCUCCAAGGUCGGAUUCUUCCUCUGCACCAUCGACGCCUGGGCGCACGUCCUCCAGCAAAUCGAGGAUGCGCAGAUCAAUUGCGUCCUCAAAUCCGACGUCAUCAAGCGCGUCUUCACCUUCGCUCAACUCCCCUCCCCCUCCGCCGCCGCCUUCAAUUUCUCCUACGCCGAGUCCUCCGCCGAUCAGUACACGCUCAUCUUCGCCAACUGCCUCCCGCAGCUCAAGGUCUCCAUGAACGUCCGCUCCGCGAUGUACAAUUUGGAAGGAGGCAGAUCCAACCGCCGCGAUUAUCUCUCCGCUGGUAAAACAAUUCUUCCUAGGGUUUACUUCCUGCUCUCCCUCAUCUAUUUUAUUAUGGCCGCCCUUUGGAUCAAUGUCUUGUACAAGAAGAGAUCGACUGUUUUUGGAAUCCAUUUCUUUAUGUUGGCUGUGGUAUUGCUGAAGACCUUGAAUUUGUUGUGUGAGGCUGAGGACAAAUCGUAUAUUAAGCGCACCGGAUCGGCGCACGGUUGGGAUGUGCUGUUUUACAUAUUCAGUUUUUUGAAGGGCAUCACGUUGUUCUCCUUGAUCGUUUUGAUCGGAACUGGAUGGUCGUUUCUGAAGCCGUAUUUGCAGGAUAAGGAGAAGAAGGUUUUGAUGAUUGUGAUUCCCCUUCAGGUUAUCGCCAACAUUGCUCAGGUUGUGAUUGAUGAGACAGGGCCGUUUGGGGCGGAUUGGAUCGCGUGGAAGCAGGUGUUCUUGCUCGUAGAUGUCAUCUGCUGCUGCGCCGUGCUUUUCCCCAUUGUUUGGUCGAUCAAGAACUUGCGCGAGGCGGCCAAGACUGAUGGCAAGGCUGCGGUCAAUUUGAUGAAGCUCACUUUGUUUAGGCAGUAUUACAUCGUGGUCAUAUGCUACAUUUACUUCACCAGGGUUGUGGUCUAUGCUCUCGAAACUAUUACUUCGUAUAAGUACUUCUGGACCAGCGUGGUUGCGGGGGAGUUGGCUACCUUGGCAUUCUAUAUCUUCACAGGAUACAAGUUCAGGCCCGAGGUCCAUAAUCCUUAUUUUGUGAUUGAUGAUGAAGAGGAAGAAGCUGCCGCGGAGCAAUUGAAGCUUGAAGACGAGUUUGAGUUAUGAGAGGAUGUAUCAUUUGCAUCCUCAUAGUGAAGAAUGCUCUCCCCCUUAUACAGCUCUUUGUAUGAGCUAUGAAUGCAGGUAUUGUGUUGGAUUAAAAACCACAGAUAUGGAACCAUUUACAUUGGACUUGAGAUCCGUACAGUAUGGUUAGCCAAUUUGCAGAUUUUCCCUCAAAUCCAACUUCUUUUUAUCCAAAUGCAGCAUUGAUAAGUUUAGACGUCAGAAUGGUGUUCUGUUUGGUACUUGGAUUUGUCUUUCAUUAUAGUUUGGUGUCCUUUCACUCUUAUACUUCUGUGUUGAGAGUAGAUGGUGAAUGUUAGAUUAGUAGAUCUACAGCAUUGCUGUGGUGAAGUUUUACAUUGUUUUGGGAUACAGUUACUCAUUGUUAUGCUACAUCAACACAUUAUUGGUGAUGGUGAAGAUUUGAAAUUAUUUUUUCCAAUCCAUCAUAGAUUAUUACAGCUGGGAA